This is a messenger RNA of Cydia splendana, 327 nucleotides long. RefSeq lists its product as uncharacterized. NCBI's taxonomy places the organism in Eukaryota, Metazoa, Arthropoda, Insecta, Lepidoptera, Tortricidae. The coding region runs from base 1 to 327 and encodes 108 amino acids. The record is from RefSeq and is a predicted model, not a curated record. The transcript has a single exon.
AUGGAGCGCAGCAUACUAGGAGUAAAACGGAUUGACCGAAUCCGUAACUCUACGCUGCGCUCAAAAACGCGCAUUACUGAUGUUCGAACUAAGUCCGCCAAGCUGAAAUGGGACUGGGCCGGCCAUGUCUGUCGCAUGCACCCACAGAGGUGGGCCAAAAUAACCACGGUAUGGGUGCCGCAAGACGGGCGAGGAGCUGGCAGGCCCAGACGGAGAUGGCGGGACGACCUGGACGCAUAUCUUAACGACUGGCCGGAGAUUGCUCAAAACCGAGACGAAUGGAAAUCGAGGGGGGAGGCCUUUGCCCAGCAGUGGGACACCGUAUAG